Messenger RNA from Anolis sagrei ordinatus, 4635 nucleotides. RefSeq names its product FYVE, RhoGEF and PH domain containing 6 (gene FGD6). Gene Ontology annotation, biological process: regulation of GTPase activity. Gene Ontology annotation, cellular component: cytoplasm. The record is from RefSeq and is a predicted model, not a curated record. Gene Ontology annotation, molecular function: guanyl-nucleotide exchange factor activity; metal ion binding. NCBI's taxonomy places the organism in Eukaryota, Metazoa, Chordata, Lepidosauria, Squamata, Anolidae.
CAGGAUUGCCCAGGCAGGCAGGCGGAGGCAUUGGAGCGCCCUUCUCCCGGUGGGAAUGUUAGACGGCAAGAGGCUCACGGAGGGACUGUGCAGACUUCGCUUAAACUCCGCGCUAUGUCUUAAAAAUCGGGGUCUCCGGGGCUGGAGGCAGGCAUCAUGAGCACCACCUCCGAAGUCAAGAAGCCACCGGUGGCCCCCAAACCAAAAUUUGUGAUAGGACACAAAGUAGGCCCACCUCCUGUGGCACCCAAGCCAGAUGUUGUCCUUGCAGAUGUUUUACAAGCCACAAAGAAAACAAAGCCAGCAAUUGCACCCAAACCAAAAGUUUUGAAAUGCUCAUCUGCUCCUGAGACUAAAGCUGCACCCUCAUCUUUAAGAAACAAUUCAAAAAGUUUAGAAGAACACAAAAGAGACUCUUCUGAAUACUUGGUUCAUUUGAAUUACAAAAACGGAGCCCCAAGAGACAACACUGCUUAUAUUAUAUCCGUGUGUUCGUGCAAUUUUGAAUGCAUCCAUAAAUUGGGGAAUGGAGGAACUAUAUGCAAAAAUCCAUCCAUUUUUGAACAGUUGGAAAACUUAGAGAAUAUUGAUAUAGGAGAACCACUAUCAUCUUUGAAACCUAGGAUAAUACUUGAUAGUCAUAAUGAAAAGAAUAUAAAUAAAAAUAGGGUUGUCUUGAAGGCUAAUCUACUGGAGGAGAAACUCAAAGACGUGUUAACACAAAGUGUUUUUCCUAAUUGCAGCCAUUUGAGGCAAAAGCCAUUGAGUAAACUUGAAAAGGGCAAUGUUAAUUCUCAUAACAGUGAUGUUAAAAUAGAAUUUACAGACCUUGUCCCACCAUCUGAAGAUGUUGCAGUCAACACAAAUAAUAUAAAUUUAGAUGGUGUUGAACCUGAAAUGUGUCAAGUGCUGCCUUUGGGGGAAAACAUGAAUGGAUGCUUCUCCUUGCCUGAUCCUUCAACUUCAAACACUAGUGAUUUGCAGACAAGCAAUGACAUUUUAGCUUCAUUUGGAACAAGUCCUGCUCCAUCUGUGAAAUCUCUCCCAGUUCCAAAACCCAGAAAGCUACGUACUCCAUGUCUGGUCCGCCAAGAUGGCAUGGAUAUCCCAGGAGAGAAAAUAAAAGAAACCAUUGUUUUGGAAAAUGGUUCUUCUGAACUUUCCAGGUGUGCUGUUAAGAAGACCCCAAAAGUAAGUGUUCUUGCUCAAAGUGUUUCUUAUAACAACCAAGAGCCUAUGUUUUUGGGCAAUAAAUCUGAAAUUGCUCUAGGCCUUGCUGGAAAAAUGCUUCCAACAAGUAAACCUGGUGAUUCCAAAGAGCUAAACCCAGAAAAACUCUCGCCUAAGAUUCUACAUAAAACUUCUUACCUGGUAGAAAAUAUUGAGCAUUCUUUGGAUCCUUACUCAACAAAUCCUUCUGAAAAUAUAAUGAAUGGAGAUAAUAGCAUGUUGGCUGCUCAUGACAAAAAUACUGACUUUGUGAGGUGUAGUAAUCUUUCUAUGAGCUUGCCUAAACAACUCAAAUUAUCAUUCAGUCAGCAUUUGCCUGCCUUUGAGAGCCUUGAUGGUUCUGCACAAAAGAAGGAAGAUAAAGACGCUCACGUAAAAGGUGAAAGUUCACCCAAAACUGUUCCUAAAAAACCUCAAAGGCAUAGCAUCCCUGCAGCUGGACUGCUGAAAAAAGCUGCUUCUGAGGAACUGCUGGAGAGAAGUACUUAUGGGGAAGGACAUUCAGAGACUCCGCCGGAAGGAUCUCGUAUCAGGCAUUUGUCAGCCAAAGAACAACGUUCACUGCUAUCCUGUGAUGCACCAAAACCAGCUUUGGAAAAACCUGUUUGGAAAUUACCUCACCCUAUUCUUCCGUUUCCAAUCAAUCCAGAAGCCUUAAAAAACACUAAGAAUGCAAAAAACUCUGAGCAUACAAGUGCUGUGACAAAGCCUCGGGCCAAAUCCCUGUCAUCUGUAGAUAUGGACAGAAUACAUAAACCCCCCAAAGAUCCUCAAAAGAAAAACACACUGAAAAAAUUCCUAAACAUGAAGCUUUCUAUAUCUAUAAUGAAAACUGACUUCCAUAAAUUUCUGACUAAGAGUAGCCAACCUGUAGAUAAUUCCACUGUUGCUUUCUCUAGCCAGGAAGAACCUGGAAAAAACCAGAAUGUGACUAGAAUGACAAACGGAAGGAAAAUGAAAUCUCCCAAAGUACAUUCUGCAGAAAUGGGUAGCCUAGCUUCAGAAAAGGGAAAACAAAAGCCCAGUGGUCAGAAUGACACCACAAGCUGUCAACGCUCAAAGUCAUUCGAUGAACAGGUCAUUGCAUCCCAAGGACAUUUGAAUUCUCUUGCAAAUGACUACAUACCAGAAUAUGAAAAUAUGAGCCAUUACGAAGAAAUCCCAGAAUAUGAAAACUUGCCUUUUGUAGCCAUUGAUAAGAAUCCAUGUUUUAAAUGGCAGCGUUCUAACACUGCUGAAGACCAGGAUGCUGAUUUAUAUGAAGCGCAGGACCUGUAUGAACCCACAAGGAACUGCUCAGAGUUCAGGAGGUCUUCAGCAGAAGAACUUGAUGGUUCUGAUUUGGUACUGGAAGAUGUACAUUCAGAUGAUGAUUUGAUGCUGAGAGAUAUCAACAGCUCUGAUGAAGAUGCUGAUACCAAUUCAGAUUCCAGCAAAGGGGAGCUUGAUAUGCAAGAAAACAAGCAGAUUAAAGCUGCUGGGAAGAAAACAAAAGUUUAUCAUAUUGCUAAAGAAAUCAUGAGUUCAGAAAAAGUGUUUGUGGAUGUGCUAAAGCUUUUACACAUUGAUUUCCGGGAUGCGGUGGCACAUGCUUCUAGGCAGCUUGGAAAGCCAAUAAUUGAAGACAGGAUCCUGAAUCAGAUCCUGACCUACCUACCUCAACUAUAUGAGCUCAAUCGAGAUCUCUUGAGAGAACUAGAAGAACGUCUGUCUCACUGGGUUGACCAUCAGAGAAUUGCUGAUAUAUUUGUGAAAAAAGGACCUUAUUUAAAGAUGUAUUCAACGUACAUCAAAGAAUUUGAAAGGAAUAUCACCCUCUUAGAGGAGCAGUGCAAGAAGAACCCAGGAUUUGCUGCUGUCGUUCGAGAUUUUGAGAUGAGCCCCCGAUGUGCCCAUCUAGCACUUAAGCACUACUUGCUGAAGCCGGUCCAGAGGAUCCCCCAGUACAGACUGCUUUUGACAGAUUAUUUGAAAAAUCUUUUGGAAGAUUCAGCAGAUUUCAGAGACACACAAGGUGCUCUUGCUAUUGUCAUAGAGGUGGCUAAUCAUGCCAAUGACAUUAUGAAACAGGGUGAUAACUUUCAGAAGCUUAUGCAAAUACAGUACAGUUUAAAUGGCCACCAUGAGAUUGUGCAGCCAGGAAGGGUUUUCUUAAAAGAAGGAACAUUGAUGAAGCUGUCCAGGAAAGUUAUGCAACCACGAAUGUUCUUUUUGUUUAAUGAUGCUCUCCUGUAUACAACUCCUGUACAGUCUGGAAUGUAUAAACUCAACAAUAUGCUGUCACUGGCGGGAAUGAAAGUUAGAAAACCAACCCACGAAGCUUACCAGAAUGAACUUAAUAUUGAAAGUGUAGAACGGUCCUUUAUUCUGUCUGCAAAUUCUGCUACAGAAAGAGAUGAAUGGUUAGAAGCUAUCUCUAAAGCAAUUGAAGAAUAUACAAAGAAAAGAAUUACUUUUAACCCUAGCAAAAGUCUGGAAGAGUCAGAUCCAGAGAAAGAUCAAGAAGAUAGUCCUGUAGGAUCAAAGGCUCCAAUCUGGAUUCCUGAUACAAGAGCUACUAUGUGUAUGAUUUGUACUAGUGAGUUCACGCUGACAUGGAGAAGACACCACUGCAGAGCAUGCGGGAAGGUAAUCUGCCAAGCUUGUUCCUCAAAUAAACAUAGAUUAGACUAUAUGAAAAAUCAUCCUGCACGAGUAUGUGAUCAUUGCUUUAAAGAGCUGCAAAAGCAGGAUCAUUUCUGCACAACUCCUAAAAAUGGUUCUCCAGUAAACCACAAAUCUCCAUCUAAUGCCUUAUCCACAGUGUUGCAUAGCAUCCCUUCAGGAAGAAAGCAGAAAAAGAUUCCAGCUGCUCUCAAGGAAGUAUCUGCCAGUAUAGAAGAUUCUUCAAUGAGCGGCUAUUUGUACAGAUCAAAGGGUAGCAAAAAGCCAUGGAAACACCUGUGGUUUGUGAUAAAAAAUAAGGUGCUAUACACAUAUGCUGCUAGUGAGGAUGUAGCUGCUUUGGAGAGCCAGCCUUUAUUGGGAUUUACAGUUGCUGAAGUCAAAGAUGAACACUUAGAUUCUAAAGUUUUCCACCUGAUGCACAAAAAUACUUUGUUUUACAUAUUCAAAGCAGAUGAUCCCCAGUCAACGCAAAAGUGGAUAGAAGCUUUUCAAGAAGCCACAAUAUUGUAACUUGGGUGACGGUGAUCUUCGUCUAAAGAAAAAAUGUCAAAUGACACAAGUUCAUAUUAUAGGAGAUUCAGUGAAUUUUGUAAACAUGAACCAAUACAGUCCUUGCUUAUACAUUGGAGUUAGGAGACCUUGCCUCUUUUGUUCAGGCACAGUAAUUUUAAAAGUAAUGUGUAUACUUGUCUUUUGUCAUACAAAAGGUGUUAUUUAUUAAACUCUGCCACUGUUUUA